Zasmidium cellare ATCC 36951 is the source of this 993-nucleotide messenger RNA. RefSeq lists its product as uncharacterized. The record is from RefSeq and is a predicted model, not a curated record. Lineage: Eukaryota; Fungi; Ascomycota; Dothideomycetes; Mycosphaerellales; Mycosphaerellaceae. Gene Ontology annotation, cellular component: endoplasmic reticulum. The transcript has a single exon. Bases 1 to 993 code for a protein of 330 amino acids. Gene Ontology annotation, biological process: regulation of lipid storage.
AUGGCCACCCAAAUCAACUGGAACACCUGCCCCCCUCGCACCUCCCCCAUCUCGCUACGAACACAUCACCUCUCCCUCACCGUCUCCGGCCCCCCACGAUCCCCCAACCAACCCGUAGUCCUCAUCCUCCAAGGCCUCGCCUCCAGCACGGCCGAAUGGCCUGUCGUGAUCCGAGAAAUCUCACAGUUCGCGAGAGUCUUCUCGUACGACCGCUCCGGCUUCGGGGAGAGCGAAAUCUCGCCUCGAGAUCCUAGCGCGGAGAAUAUCGCGCUUGAGUUGGAUGAGUUGUUAAAGGCAGUGGGUGUGGAAGGCCCGUUUGUGCUGGUCGCGCAUUCGUUUGGGGGGAUUGUGGCGAGGGAGUUUGUUCAUCGGAGAGGGGCUGGGGAGGGGGAUGUCGUGGGCGUGGUGUUUGUGGAUGCGAAUACCGAGGAGACACCCUCCACGUAUCCGAACGCGGCGGUGCAGGCGCUGGGGAAGGGGUUGAACGGGUUGGAGGUUACGAUUGGUGCGGAGCAUCAACUAAGUGAAGGGGAGUGGAAGGUUUUAAUGCGCGAGGAGGACAGCGAACGGAAUGCCGUGGCGGGACGACGAGAGCUGGAAUUCUACCAUGGGAGUGGACGGACUCUCGCGCUCAAAAACCAAACCACCCUGUCCCCGCCUCUGCUAGGCGACCACCCCAUCGUGGUCCUGCACGCGAACUACGCCCUCGACCUCCAGAGAAUCUACGACGCGGGUGUUGCGGCGGGGAACGGUAGCGAGGAGGAACGGAAGGCGAUGAGCGCGUUUAUUCGGGAGGCAAAUGGGUUGGAGGAGGGGAUGCAGAGGGGCAUGUUGGGGUUGUCGACGAAGGCGAGGUGGGUUUUUGUCGAGGGGAGUGGGCAUUAUGUGCAUAUGGUUAGGCCGGGGUUUGUGGUUGAGGGGGUUAGGUGGGUUUUGGGGGCUGAUGAUGGGGAAGGUGAGGUGUUGGGGAGGAGGGAUGGGGAGGAGGAGUGA